Molecule: messenger RNA, 2184 nt
Organism: Dalotia coriaria
Lineage: Eukaryota; Metazoa; Arthropoda; Insecta; Coleoptera; Staphylinidae
Gene: aspr
Product: asperous
Exons: 6
Coding region: 183-2024 (613 amino acids)
Source: RefSeq, a predicted model, not a curated record
GUAAUACAUGAGUUUGUCGUGUGUCCAAAAGAAGUCAUCUCAAGUCGAACCACAAUGUCGAUUUAACGACGGACAGCGGGCGUGGAGUGAUCAGUCGACGAAGUGCUCUUCGUGAGUGUGGUUAUCAACGAAAGUGUGAAAAUUAAUUAGAUUGUAAGAAAUACAAAUAAUCUUUACUCAAAAUGUCAACGCAGUUCAGCAGUAUCUGCAUACUCCUGCUGACGCUAGCCCUCUUUGGGCAAGGAUCUCUAGGUGAGAUUCAGUACCGUCAGUACCGCAUCCUCUCCGGUUACGACCCGCAAUACUACUCCUACUCCUCCCAAUACUACACCCCCUACGUGCAACCCGCGCAGAGUGUCUACGUCAACCCUUACCGCUACUACUCCGACCGGUAUACCACCACACCAAUCCGCUACACCGCUCCUGUGAGCUACCCACAACCAGUGGUCAAAUACCAACCACAACCAGUACGGUCUUAUCCUUAUCACGACGACAAAGUCUACAUCACCGAUAAAUACGGCAGGACGACAGUGACCACGGACGCGCAGUACCGGCGGCAGUAUGUGGAUCGACACUCCUAUGCGCGAUAUUCAGCUGAUGCUCCUUCAACAGUGUGUUCAGGAUCAACUUGUGGGAGCAAUGCACAAUGUUCAAUGGUAGGUGGAAGACCUGUCUGCUCUUGUUUCCGGGGUUAUAUGGGUGAUCCACUUCAUCAUUGCACUAAAGCUGAAUGUUUAGACAAUUCAGAAUGUCGUGGACAUCAGCAUUGUAGAAAUGAACGUUGUGUUGAUCCUUGCAUAGAAAUCUGCGGGUCUAAUGCACAAUGUGAGACUAGGAACCAUGUGCCUGUUUGUAGUUGUCCUUCAGGGUAUACUGGAGAUCCAUUUACUCAUUGCAGAAGAUUUGAUCCAGAGGAAUUGUGUCAUCCAAGUCCAUGUGGGCAAAACACCCAGUGUGAGGUGGUUAAUGGUAUCCCUACUUGUAAAUGCCUGCCAGGAUAUCAUGGCUCUCCUAUCGCUGGAUGUCGUCAUGAAUGCGAAACAAGCAGUGAAUGUGGUUCGAAUUUAGCUUGUAUUGAAUUCAAGUGUCAGAAUCCUUGUCAUUCUCAAUGUGGAGUUAAUGCUGACUGUGAAGGAGUUAGAAACAACGCUGCUGUUUGUAAAUGUCCUAGGGGUUAUUUUGGUAAUCCUUACGCGUCUUGCAAAGCUGAAUGUGUUUCACACUCAGAUUGUCCACGUAGCAAACCAGCAUGUUUCUAUAACCAAUGUAAAAACCCUUGUGAUGGUGUUUGUGGUAUUGGAGCUAAUUGUGAAUUACGUGACAUUACACCAAUUUGCUCCUGCCCAAAGGACAUGACCGGUGAUCCAUUUGUACGUUGUCGUCCAUUUGAGAAACGUGACCUAUGCGAACCUAAUCCUUGUGGGCAAAACGCUCGAUGUGAACCUGGUUAUGAUAAAUUGCAUGAGGAACGUCCUGUUUGUACUUGUCUGCCUGGAUAUCAAGGAGAUCCUUUGAGGGGAUGUGUACGUGGGGAAUGUACGGAAGAUACUCAUUGUCCUGAUCAUCAAGCAUGCUUCAAUUACAAGUGUCAGAAUCCUUGUACAGGACAAUGUGGUUCCAAUGCUGAUUGUAUGGCAAGACGCCAUCUUGCCGUGUGUACAUGCCCGCCAGGAUACAAUGGAGACGCGUUGACAAAUUGUUAUAAAGUGACUGGAACUUCGAUUAGUCGCAGGUAUUAUAGACAGGUCCUUGAAAUGGAGAAGGAGGAACAACGUGCGAUUGCGAAACAAAUUGAUGCUAUGGAGAAGCUUGUAAAUGAAGAAAAACCAGAGGAUGAGAAGAAAGAAGAUGUGGUUAAAGAAGAGAAAAAAGAAGAAAAGGUAGAAGAGAAGAAAGAAGAUAAGAAAGAAGAGAAGGUAGAAGAAAAGAAAGAUGAUGUUGCCAUAGUUACACCAGAACCUAGCAAGGAUGUAGCGGAAGCCAUUAAAAAUCCUGCUGUGUUAAUUGCCAAUCUUGCGUUGUAAUAAUAACAGGAUAAUUUUAUUCUUCUUUUUAGAAAAGAAGAAGUAAAGUUACAUGCGAUGUUUUUAACUUAUUAAUAUUUAUUUAAGGACGAAAUACCAAUAAGUUGUCAUAUAAUUGUAAGAAAUGAUUUUAAAGAAGUAAUAAACUAAUUUUUGUAAA